CUCGGGCUGGCGGCGGGAUGGUUGUGUUGUUUAUUAGUGAGUUUUAAACAUAGACAGUAUAAGAACGGUUUUAAGAAGACAGAGCUCCAGGUACACCCGCACACUCAGAAUCCAGAGUGAGUCCAGCAGCCCCAGUGGACAUCUGCUGGAUUUCAGGACAAGAGAGGAAUGGAGGAGGACAACCAGAACCAGGAGCAGCGGAGCAACAAGGUCCCCAGAAGACCAGCAGCAGACUGGGACUCUGAUACCAGCCAUGUUCAGGUGCCCUCAGCAGACGUCAAGCAGGAGACCGGAGAAGGAAAGAAGGACAAGAAGGGCAAGAAGGCCGAGGAGGAGGAGCAACCUGCAGCAGCAGAAGUGAAGGAGGAAGAGGAGGAGCAACCUGCAGUACCUCCUGCCGCAGCAGCAGUCAAGGAGGAAGAGGAGGAGUAUGUGGUGGAGAAGGCUUUGGACCGCAGAGUGGUGAAGGGAAGAGUAGAGUUUCUGCUGAAAUGGAAGGGGUUCUCAGAGUAUGUAUGAGUCUAUAAUAUUAAUACUUUGUGUU
Molecule: messenger RNA, 544 nt
Organism: Perca fluviatilis (European perch)
Lineage: Eukaryota; Metazoa; Chordata; Actinopteri; Perciformes; Percidae
Product: probable chromo domain-containing protein LHP1
Exons: 3
Coding region: 169-519 (116 amino acids)
Source: RefSeq, a predicted model, not a curated record